AUGUUGUUUAUAUCCGUGUCCGUCAACCUCAUACCAAGAUGCAGAUACAGGCCCUUUUCUGCUUCAGCCCGAUGGCUAGAUCACUACAAGACACUUGGAGUUAACACUCGGGCGAGCAAGGCUCAGAUCAAAUCUCAAUUUUAUCUGUUAAGCAAGAAGCACCAUCCUGAUAUUUCACAGGACCCCGAAUCAAAGGAGAUAUACGCUGCCGUGAGCGCAGCUUACUCAGUACUAAGUAAUGACCGUGAACGACGGGCUUAUGAUAAGAAAAUGCAACAGAACCAUCGUUCGUUUUCGUCUCAUUCCCCACAUCUCCAUCCAGCUGCGAACCAUAACGGUGAAUGGUCUAGAAGACAUCCCGGUGCUACUCACGCCUGGGCGCGCAGGUCGUACCAACAUCCCCAUGAGCAAAAGUCAAACUCUGCAGGUCCAUCUAAUUCCAGCGCGUCUGGGUUCGCGCAACAAGGUUUUCGUGGUUUUACUCCUCAUUCUGGUCGCAGCACUUUCAUGGACUCGUCUUCAAUUCAUGCGAACGCUGCUACGGAUGGAGACAAGAGUAUGUUUCGGAGAAGAAUGGAAUCCGUUCACAGGGAUAGGGAGAAGAUAGAAAAAGUAUCUGGAUCUGUUAGGGCCUUCCAGGUAUUAUUGGUGCUUGUCCUCAUUUCAGCUGUCGCUGCACCAAGUAUGAGACCUAGUAACAUGUCUACGACUCAAAGUCUGCCGGUCAAUCGGUUGAGAGCUCGCAAAAGGCAUUUAUCAGACGAAGAAUUGGAUCUCAAGCACGGUUCGAAUUCUACUAUUUCAUCUAGCUUGUCUGAUGAAAUUAAAUAA
Molecule: messenger RNA, 831 nt
Organism: Lentinula edodes (shiitake mushroom)
Lineage: Eukaryota; Fungi; Basidiomycota; Agaricomycetes; Agaricales; Omphalotaceae
Exons: 5
Coding region: 1-831 (276 amino acids)
Source: RefSeq, a predicted model, not a curated record